This is a messenger RNA of Megalobrama amblycephala (Wuchang bream), 1652 nucleotides long. RefSeq names its product family with sequence similarity 219 member B (gene fam219b). Lineage: Eukaryota; Metazoa; Chordata; Actinopteri; Cypriniformes; Xenocyprididae. The record is from RefSeq and is a predicted model, not a curated record. The coding region runs from base 152 to 685 and encodes 177 amino acids. The transcript is spliced from 6 exons.
UGGUGGCAGCAGCGCGCAGAAUCAGCUGAGCGUGACGUCAGGCGAAGAAGAAUCUCUGUUUACAGCUGUGUUUAAAUGACGUUAGCAUGAGUUUCGACAGUGUGAUUUAAGACAUGAUUUCUGAUUUAAACUUUCAUUCUGGAACCCCGACAUGAGCGACGCGAUGGAGAGCCGAGAGCAGCGCACUCUUCUGUCCGAGCGCGAGCCUGCAGCCGAAAACAAGAGAGUCAGUGAUCCUCAGGCAGCAGAGGAGAGGAGCACAGCGGUGGAGAAGAGAGGACCGUACCUCAUGACCAAAGCUCACGCCCUUAACAGCAAACUCCAGAAACAGCGAGAAACGGCCAGAAGAGCUCUGCAGAAGAGAGGCUUGAGUCCAGCGAGAGCUGCGCUCCAUCAGCCCCGACACAAACCAAAGACUGUGAAGUUCAAUAAGGGAUACGCUGCCUUGAGUCAGACAGGAGAAGAUUCACUCAUCUCACUGGAUUCAGACAGUGAUGCAGAGCUGGAUUGUUCAUCUGGAUAUUCCUCAGCAGAGGUUCAUCCAGACCUGAGCCGGCAGCUGCUGAAGGACGGAUAUCACCUGGAUGAGAUCCCUGAUGAUGAAGAUCUGGACCUGAUUCCCCCGAAAGCCUUGAGCUCCUCCGUCUGCUGCUGCUCGGAGGUGUCGUCCUGCUGUGUGCAGUGAUCCACACACGACACCAGAGACGGACACCACGUCUGUUAGUGACCAUCAGAGGUCUGUGUGUGUGUGAGAGAGCAUCAGAAACACCCUGUCAAUGCGUUUAAGACCACAGAGUCAUUUAGUUUGUGAUCCUUUAAGGCAAAACACUUCCAAUUUUGACCUGCAUGCGAGUGAUUUACUGUCCGUAUCCCAUGAAACUGCUCAAGAACGCUUUACACCUGUCGUAAAUCACCCAAAAUAAUAAGUAGUUAUAUUUAGAAAAUAAGCAUAGCACCAUGUAAGAUUAUUUGCACUGUUACAUUAUUUUCUUUCUUACGCUUUACAAUAAGAUCUCAUUAGUUAAUGCAUUAAUAAACAUUUUCAAUAACUAAUGUUGAGAUUAACACUUAGUUCAUGUUAACUAGUGAAGCAAGUGUUAGUUUAUUUACCCCAGAUUCUCAUUAACGUAAUGCCAAAGAUCUCAUUCUCAUCGCUGUAACCGUGUAAUAAAAUAAUAUUUAAAUGAUCAGUUAUUUAUACAUCAUCACGGUAGUAUUUGUUAUGCUUUGAAAACCUUUUGCAACAGCGGAUUACAGUAAUGAAACGUACCGUCUCUGUUGUCUUUAGUUACAACAUCAAUAUUUAGUUUAUUUUCGGGGUGAAAUAUGAUUUGAAUGAGAUUUGUGUGUUUUUAUCUUUAUUGUCUGAGUUUUUUGUCAUAUAAUCAUCAUUUUUGGCUCUGAUGGUUUCAAAAAGGAACUGAAGACUAAAGUUGGAUCUGAAAGAGACGAAAUUACCCAUGAUUCUCCAGUGCAGUGUUUGGGGAAGCGCAGUGUUACUGAUGUUGAAACUACUUUACAUACUGUUGAGUCAAGUGUGUGUGUGUGUGUGUGUGUGUGUGUGUGUGUGUGUGUGUGAGCUCAUGUAUAUGUGUUACUCUGCUCUUUUGAAAAGUGUUUAUUAAAUUUUUUUUACAUGUUCUCUCUGUAAA